Molecule: messenger RNA, 3794 nt
Organism: Tetranychus urticae (two-spotted spider mite)
Lineage: Eukaryota; Metazoa; Arthropoda; Arachnida; Trombidiformes; Tetranychidae
Gene: Dys
Product: Dystrophin
Biological process (GO): synaptic signaling
Cellular component (GO): plasma membrane
Molecular function (GO): zinc ion binding; protein binding
Source: RefSeq, a predicted model, not a curated record
AUCAACUGUUAUCAAUCUUUCCCUGUAACUCCCAGGAUACAAAUAAUAAUAGUGAUAAUAUAAUAAGUAAAUUAAUAUAAAUUUGCCGUUUUUCUUCUUCUUCUCAUCUUACUCUACAUUUUAUUUCCUUUACUACAGUUUAACAUAUCAGUGUUUUCACAUUUUUUCACAUUGGCCAUUAUGUUUGUUGUAUUUACACUGGUUACAGGGAAUGAAAAAGGAUACCAAAAAUGGUUAAACUACCGGUUCCAAGUUGACCAUGAUUGUUAACUAAUUAUCAAUGUUUGUUUUCGCCUUGAUAUGGAUUAGAUGAAAAGUGUUGAAACAAAUGUCCAAAUCAAUGGUUCGUUGAAAUAUAUAUAUUUUGGUUAAUCUUGUAAAAAAUUUAAUCUCAAUUGAAUAUCAAGUAAGAAAAGGAUAACAUUUGCGUGAAGCAAGAAAAGGAACAUCAAAAUGAAUCAAAAUGAUGCCAAUUAUCGUUGGAGGACAGGUAAAGAUGUUGGUCCAAGUGGUCCACGAACGGUUCGUUUUCCGAUGGGCACUCCGUCAUGUCACUCAUCCGGAAAUCAGUUGAAUCAAUUGCUGCUCUCGUUGAGAGAGUUGAUUGAAUGGGUAAUCAAGAAACGAACCGAGUUGACCUCAAUGUCGUCCAUUGGCGGUGAUGUCUCGACAAUAUCUAAGCAACUUGAAGAACUGACUCUAUUCCGAAUGUCUCUUGAAGAGGAAAGGCCAGUCAUCGAGACAACCUUAAUGUCGGGUCGAUCAUAUCUGUCCAAAGAUGAUCCUCAAGGUUUGGAUUACAGUGAAGAUGAAGAUCGUUACAGGGUAAAUGGAGGCGAUGAGGAGGUUAUACGCAAGACGACUCGAUCCAUCCGUAGAGAAGUUAAAAAACUGACAGAAAAAUGGUCCGAAUUGUUACAAUUGACUGAACAACGACAACGAAGAUUAGAUGAUAUUCUUAGGAAAAUGAUUACACUGCAAAAACAAAUGGAUGAUUUAACUGGUAAACUUCACAUGGCUGAGAUAAAUAAAAGCAAAUGGCUACCAUUAAAUGAUAUUAUAUUGGAUCGACUUUCAGAACAAUUAUCCGAGCUUCAGCUUUUUCGUGAUAUUAUUUAUAACUGUCAAAUAUUGGUUGAAUCAAUGAAUGAUACAGCUUCACGAAUUACUGGUUCAAAUGUGCUUCUUUCUCAUGUCAAUUUAAACCGUUUGGAGGAAUUGAAUACUCGCUGGAAGUUGAUCCAAGUGGCUGUUGAUGAAAGACGUAAAGGAUUGGAAGAGGCAAUGAAAGAUUCCAACUCAUCUGUGGGUCAAUCCUUUCUCAAUGAUAAUCUUGAACAUCCAUGGGAACGAGCUGUGGCUCCAAAUAAAGUACCUUAUUAUAUCAACCAUUCAAAUGAAACUACUCACUGGGAUCAUCCUAAAAUGAUAGACUUGAUGAAUUCAUUGGUUGAAUUUAAUGAGAUUCGUUAUUCUGCUUAUCGAACUGCAAUGAAACUUCGAACCAUCCAAAGAUCUCUCAAUAUUGAUUACAUCCAUUUGGGAUCAUUAAUCAAAAUAUUUGACGGCCAUGGACUCCAUGGACAAAAUGAUAAACUAAUCAGUGUGCCUGAGAUAAUUAAUUGCCUGCAAACUGUUUACGAAUCAACUGUAACCCCAUCUGAAGCAGCUCCACUUAUCGAUAUACCUUUAUCAAUUAAUCUUUGCCUUAACUGGUUACUCAAUUUGUACGACACAUCUAAUCGUACUGGUUUGGUUAGAGUUUUUUCAUUCAAAAUUGGUUUGAUAACUUUAUGCAAAGGAGCUCUCGAAGACAAGUAUCGAUUUAUGUUUAGGUUGAUUGCCGAUGUUCAUGGAUUCGCUGAUGAACGUAAAUUGGGCCUGUUAUUACAUGAAUUAAUUCAAGUGCCUCGCCUUUUAGGGGAAAUCAAUGCUUUUGGAGGACCAAAUAUUGAACCAAGUGUACGAUCCUGCUUUCAAUUGGCUGGUUACAAGACUGACAUUGAUUCAACCGAUUUCCUAGUCUGGCUUCAACGUGAACCUCAAUCAACCGUUUGGUUACCCGUAUUUCAUCGGUUAGUUGCUGCUGAGGCAGCCAAACAUAAAGCUACAUGUAAUGUUUGCAAGCAAUUUCCCAUCAUUGGUUUUCGCUACAAAUGUUUACUCUGUUUUAAUUUUGACAUGUGCCAAUUGUGUUUCCUUUCUGAUCGAACCGCUAAAAGUCACAAGAUAACUCACCCAAUGCAAGAAUAUUGUCUAACCACGUCGUCCGGUGAAGAGGUUAGAGAUUUUACUCGCAUCAUUUGUAACAAGUUCAAAUCUAAAUCACAUUUUGAGCGUAACUACAACAAGUACAGUUAUCUUCCUGUACAAUCAACUAAUGGUAUUCACCAUGGUGAACUUGAAGGUGAUUGUCUUGACGAAAGUUCACCAAUGCACAAUUUAACUCAUCAAAUUCCCGUUGACAUGCACUCCAAGCUUGAAUUGUACGCAAAUAGGUUGGCAGAAGCUGAGCUCAACAAUUAUUCUGACCAGGUUAACCUAGAUGAACAGAAUGAUGUUGAUCACCAGAUUAUGGGUCAAUAUUGUCAACCAUUGAGCUCCGAUUAUGCUUACAACUUAAACCAAUGUAAUCCUGGUCAAAUGAUGGGUCCUAUUGAAACAGAAGAUCGUAAAGAAUUGGAAUCCAUUAUUUACUCUCUUGAACAAGAAAAUAGAUUACUUCAAGCUGAAUAUGAAAGGUUAAAAGCUGGAAAGAAUCAAGAACAACAACAACACCAACAACAUCAUAUAUCAAAUGGGAAAGCAUAUUCAAUGAAUCAUGUUGAUGGGUUAAUAGGGAACGAUUUGGCUGCAUAUUCAUCAUCAAACUCAAGCAGAGAGGAAGCUUUAAUUGCUGAAGCUAAAGCCCUACGAUUAAGGAAAGAUGAAUUGGAAACGAAAAAGCUUCUACUUGAAGAGCAGAAUAAACAAUUGGAAUCUACUUUGAAAAGAUUGAGACAAUAUUUAAAUGGAGAAUCUGAUGAGAUGGUUACAACCAAUUUACAUACAAUCCGGAGUACAGGUUAUCCAUCCUUUCAUCGAACCUCAUCAACACCAAGAUACUAUCACAAUACUCAUUACAAUAGUUCACCAUAUCGAUCUAAUCAUCAUUAUCACCAUCCACCUUCACCGCCGUCUCAUCAUCAAUCAAACCCAUAUCUAGAUGAAAUCAGAUGAUUGAUGUAAGACAAAAUGACCAACAAAAAAACAACCAAACCAAAACCAAAAACCAGAAAAAAAACUCCAACACGAACAAAGCUUAUUACAUUGUUAUUUGCCAAAGAAAAGCACCUUUUUAAAACCUAAAUUGUGAUACACCAUUUAUCAACAUUAACAUGUUAACUACAAUCAAUCAUAUCGCAAUACAAUCAUAAUCAAUUGAUGAACCAGACAAGCUUACCAGGUUGUUGAUGAUUUGAUUGAAAGUAAAAAAGAAACAUUUCAUAUCAACUACAUUUUAACCAUACACAAUCAUUAUACCUCAUAUUGGGAUUGGCCUUUGAUUUUAAACAAGACAAUUAGUAUUACAACAACAAAACCAUGACAAAUCGACCAAGAAAAUCAAAUGUUAUUCAAAUAUCGAUUGUUUUCUUUUUCUGCCAAGUUUUGAGUUAGAAUUUGAUUUAUCUUGUUGUUAAUGAUGUUACUAGUGGAAGAAGACACCAAAACAUAUAGUCUAUCGAAUAGUCUAUUCAGUUUCUAAUGUUUGGGUGUGCAACUUUGUUUUAUUUUCAAAUCAUUUAUCAACUCAA